Messenger RNA from Salpingoeca rosetta, 10063 nucleotides. RefSeq lists its product as uncharacterized. NCBI's taxonomy places the organism in Eukaryota, Choanoflagellata, Craspedida, Salpingoecidae. The coding region runs from base 74 to 9976 and encodes 3300 amino acids. Gene Ontology annotation, molecular function: protein binding. The transcript is spliced from 34 exons. The record is from RefSeq and is a predicted model, not a curated record.
CAUCACCCCUUCAAGCAAAACCGCAAACGCAACAGCACACAAGCACACAAGCAGUGUGUGUUGUUGAUGAGACAUGUUCCGUGCACUGCAAGGGCUGCUGCAGCGGAGGCUGGGCGGUGGUGGCGGCGGUGACGGGCGUGGCGGUGGCAGCGGUGAUGGUCGCAGACAUGGCCGCGGUCGCGUGCGCGAUGAGUUUGCAGGCAUCGAUCAGGCGUGGACAUGGGACACGCACGGCGAUCCGUCUUGGGAUCCGGCAGUGAAGAAGGCGCUGACGAGCGCUUGGACAGCGUAUGAGCACGACGAGCUCUUUGGCGCCCAAGACAUUGUGAUGCGCGAGAGCUGGGCUGUGCAGCCGCCAACACAGGCAACCACCUUGAUUGCCUUUUUGGAACACAUCCCAGAUAACACAUCCCUGGCGCACCUGCCACCAGCAUUUCGAACCGCCACGGCAAAGCUCCUCUCCACCGUCUGUGUUCACCUCGGCGAUCUCCACCACCGCUUGCCGGACAACCUGCCUGGAGACGUGGCCGGCAUCUUCGCCUUCAUCACAACCGUGGCAACGAACCUGUACCGCCUCGCAUCCCACCCGCGCAACGAGGCCUACCUCACACAUGCCGGCGUGACGCACAACGUCGCCAUGACGGCAACCUUCCUUGCAGCGCUCGCAGCAGGCGUGCCCAAGGACCACGCGUGCCGCCAGCACCUGGCGCCGGCCGUCGCCGCCAUAUCCCCCCUCGUGCGCGACGCCAUGGAAGACAUUGUCGUCGACGAGCAAGAGUACGAUGCGGAUGUUGCGUGUGUGCUAGUUGAAUCCAUGACGCUUGGCCCAAACAUCUGUUCCAUCUUGGCCAACGUCCUCGACACGGCAUCCGCCGCCACCCUCACCCUCACCCCCAGCGGCACCGAUCACCCGUCGCAUUUCGCCUACGCUGUUCUCAACGUCUGGCUGCGUAUCAGCGCGUCCCACCGCCGCAUGCUGGUGCUUGAUGCGCCGCUGCGCAGUCAGAUUGUGUUUGAUCUGCGCCACACGCCUGCAUCUGCUGAGAUUGUUCGCUGCAUCGUCGCCGUCUUCGCAAACAUCCCGCCAACUCUGGAGGAGUCUGAGGACGACGAAUAUCACGCGUACUACGCACUGGUGGUUGGCGUCAUGUCACAGCUACAGCUGGACCUGCCGCCCGCACAGCAGCACCACCAGUCCGCCGUGCACCUUCAGGUGACCCUUCAUCUGCUGGAAGGACUGCUGUUGGGACUCGGCGUCCAGCAGCGCCUGCUCACCGACCUCCUCGUCGGCGCAAACGCAUUCAGCCACUGCCUCAAGGUGAUGCGGGAUGUUGGCGGCCUCGCCGACCACACACUCGACCUCACCCCGCUCUUUCCGGACACAGCGCUCGGCACGUCGCUGCGCGGGCAGCAGCUGGUGUCUGCGGCGUGCAUGCAGCUGGUGACCAUCCUCAUCAAGGACGACAAGGCGCGUAGCUCCUUCCUCUCGGCCUAUGGAUACGAGUCCUUGUGGACGGCGCUCUUUGGCCACGCCCCCGUGACCCGGACCGGCGUGGACCUUCUCCUGGACAUUGCAUUUCGUCCAGGCUCUUCAGAUGACGACACCGCUGCCGUCGUGAUUGCGCCAGAUGUGCUCAACGUCAUCACCCACCACCUCCCGCACGUAGGCGAUGCGGAUAUUGUUGCGUGGUACCUGGAGACGCUCGUGUCGCGCAUCAACGGCGUGUUCCACAACCUGACCGCGUGCUGCGAGGCAGGGCUGCUCGCCACAUGCGUGUCUGUCCUGGCGGAGUGGACCGAUAUUCCGGCCGACAUUGAGGAGCUUCUCCUCUCCCUCAUCACCAUCCUCGGACGGCAUGCGAUGGACGUGAUUUCGCUGGAAAAGAUCAUCAACCUCAUGUUUGUCCUCUCGCCAACAUUCCGGCCCCACCUCUACAUCCGCCUCCACACCCUGCUCCAGGCUGUCACAAGGAGCAUGUAUGAUCCUCGUCACUUUAUUGACCUCGACGGCCGCGGCAGCAACAUCGCCAUCACCAACCUCCGCCUCCCCGUCAACGGAUUCACGCUCCACUUCUGGCUGCGCAUCGAGUCCCUUGAUGAUGUGGCUGCUACUAUCGGUGAUAAUGGUGGUGGUGAUGAUGACAACACGCCGGCCAACCCGCUCGACUUCCAGCCCCGUCUCUUCUCCUUCUUCGCGCGAGACGGGCGUGGUCUGGAGGCGUUUUUCACCAACAAGCACCUCACGCUUCGCUCGAUUCGCAAGUACGGCGGCAAGCUGACGACGCAAUCGCACACGUUUGCCGACCGCCACGUGCCCGUGCGGCGCUGGAUUUCCCUCGCGCUGGUGGUGCAGCCUGGUGGCCUGCUCUCCACGCGCGGUGACCAGGUGCACCUGUACAUUGACGGGCGCUACACGGAGACGUGCUUCAUCACCGUGCCCGCCAUUCGCGAACCACUUGAUCGCGCCAUCAUCGCCGCGGGCUGCCUGCCGCCAACCAACACCAACACCAACACCAACACCAGCGCCAACACCAACAACAAUGCCACCAACACGGGCACUGGCAGUGGCAGUGCGGAUGCAAGGACGGGCGUGUCUGCUGGCCACGGCCCAAACAGCGGCGGCAGUGGCGGUGACGGUGACGUGAUCAUCAUGGCACUGCGCUGUCAGAUUGCGCGCGUGCAAGUGCUGGAUGCCCUGACGGAGGAGCAGCUUACGGGGAUCCAGGCGCUUGGGGCCGAAUACAUGGGCCUCUAUGAACCUGUGGAGCUCCAGGCCGUCGCCACGUCCACCUCCAUUGACGAUAUUGGCUUCACUGUGCAGACGUUUGACGAGGGCGGUACCAGCUCUGUUCGCGCCGUGCGCAGCAGCAGCAUCAGCAGCGCCGCCACGGCGUCCGUCAUCACCAACACGGCCAGCGGCGAUCACACCAACACGGGCAGUGGUGGUGGUGGUGGUGGCAGCGGACACGACGCUCGACGUCGCCUCUCGUCCUCUGGUGGCGGCGGGCGGACAUCAUCGCUGUCGGGUCGACUGGACGUCAUGGCUGCACGCAACGCCGUCCGCAGCCGCAUUGGUCGUGCUGCACGCGGCAGCAAGGGCAGUGGAGGCGCGUCUGCCUCACUGUCGUCGCCGUCACCGCUUGGUGGUGGCAUCGUGUCCACCACGUCUUCGUCAUCCAUGCACAGCCGAUCAAGAGCUGGGGGUGGUGGUAGUCAACAACAACAGCAGCAGCAGCAGCAGCAGUUGGCUGGUGUUCCCCCUCGUGAAGUGCCGGCUGUGCACGCUCUGCUGCAAGACGAGAUUACAGCAAAGGUGCAGCUGUCACUGAGUGCGUCCAUGUGUCAGGGGAAGAAGCUGCUUGACCAAGUGCUGCUUGCACGCGGCGCUUCGCAGAAGGCCGCACACGUCGCAAACACGACGGGCACGCGGUGCGUGCACCACAACCUGGCCACGGUGAUCCAUUCGCUGGGCGGUGUGCACAUCCUCACGUUCCUCCUGGCGCAGCUUGAUGACACGUGCAAGCGCAUUGCCGCACACCGCAGCCAGCACGCCUUCAAGAAUCGCAUGCAGGCGGCAGCGGCGAAGAGGAAGAAGAGGGAGGAGGAGGAGAAAGGGGACGGCGGUGAGCGGAAGAAACAGCGCGAGGAAGGGGAACAUGACGAGCGGAGCGCGGAAGAUCAUGAAGCAAGUGAGGUGGCAACAGACAAGGAAGGAAGGGAAGGCGUGGGGGGAGGUGACGAUGCGGCUCAGGGGAGUGAGGACAAGACUGGGACCAAGGAUGAGAGUGAUGGUGAUGGCGACAACGCCCGCAGCCGGCUGAACACGCUGUCAGCGGUGCAGGCGCAGCGCUUCAAGAAGGAGGCGGCGGACGCUGCGCUGAUUGCCGAGCAGAGCGUGGACGAGUUCUUCCUGCUGCUGAGCGUGCUGCUGGCGGAUCCCAACAACAAGCAGCACGCCAUUCAGUCGCACCUGUUUGCUGUCGUCAACUUUGUGCUGAAGCAGUCCAAGUACGCGCGCCUUGGUUCUGUUGCCCUGCAGGCCAUCCAGGACAUGACCAAUCACGGCUCCCCCGACGCAAAGUUCACGCGUGCAUUGUGCAAGCAGAUUCUCUUUGACUUUGACCUGUGGCAGCGCAGCGAGUAUGCCGUGCGCAUGUCGCAUCUGCAGGUUGUGAAAGGGUUUGCGCAGCAGCACACGGCAUUCUUCCGCAGCACAUACGGUGUGCAGUACAUGCUGGAUCACCUUCGCGAGGUGUCUCGACACAGCGUCGCCAAGCGCUCCCGCUCCGUGGGCCGCAGUGAUGAUGGCCGUGAUGGUGGUAAAGGUGGUGGUGAUGGUGGUGAUAAGAGUCAUGAUGGUGGUGAUGGUGUUGUGUCCAGCGAGGCUGAAGAGCGGGAAGAGCUGCGGUCGAUCCACCGGCUGAUGAUGGACAUUGUGUUCCUGUGCAUCCGCAGCAACAUCACCCGCCGCGAGUGCAGAGCAAUCUACACAUUCCUCCUCAGCUGCGAAGACGAUAUUGUGCUGUGCAACUUCCUGGAGGACAUUCUUCGCCUUCUACAGCAACGAACACCUGGCGUUGACCCGGAACACGAGAGCGACAACAGCCGCACGGCGCGGCACAUUGUGCAUGCCCUUACCCUCAACGGCAUCCCAACGGAGCUGUACUGGCUGCUGCAACGCAAGAGCAAUCGCAUCGGCGCCCUCGCUCUGCGCGUUAUUGAGCACCUCGUCAACACGACCACAGAUGUCCUCACUCCAGACGAACGACGGCGAUUGCGAUUUGAGGAGGAGACGGAAGCGUACGCGCUAUCAGAGCUUAUGCACCGCGAGAAGGACCGCCCACACGGCUUUGAGCUGCUUCGCGCGAUGCUCGAAGUCGCCACGGCCCCAUCGGAUGAAGUCACGGUCGAGGACACCGACGACGCAGAGGGAUUCGCCUUUGUGGAUGAGAAGUUCAAAGGAGCGCGCAGCAUGAACAUGUACACGCGCGUACUGCGGUCGCCGUGCAUGCUGGACGUGGCGUUUCGCAUCAUGGUUGAUCUUGAACUGCAGCCGUCACACGCCGGCCUCCUCUUCCUCCUCGACGUACUCGACGUUGUCAACAGGGACGAGAGUGCACUCGCAUAUGCGGGCGUCCUCGCGUGGCAGCGCUCAAUCCUGCAGUGGAUGUUCUUCGCCACAUCUGCACAGGGCGUGGGCGAGGAUGACGGCUGUGCGCAUGCGGAUACGGCGCCGAUUCGCUCCGAGGCAAAGUCGUGGGAGCUUGGCCCGUCGCUGUGGGCGGGCGUGAAGGUGCUGGCCACGGUCCUGAGCAAGGCGGUGUUGGCGUCGGACAUGGGCUGGCAGCAGGUGGAACACGCGCUGCUGUUUGUCCACGAGUGUUUUCCGGCCAACGCCACGCCACUCGACGUCUCCACGGUCUCACGCGCCAGCCAACCGAGCGGGGGUGAUGUUGGUGAUGUUGGUGAUGACGAUGAUGAUGAUGCUGUUGCUGGUCAGGCGGCGCUUGAGGGCCGCGUGCACAUGGACGCGGGCGGCAGUGCGGGAGACGUCAAGAAGGAGGGCGAUGGUGGCGACAGCGCUGACGGUGCGCAUGUCAUUACGCAACGCGCAGUCAAGGCGCAGAUGCUGGCCACAAUGUUCCUGCUGCUGUUGAGCAAAUCCCUCUUGCGUCAAGCGCUCACACCAGCGGCGGCGGGGAAUCUGCUGUGUGCAAUUAUGUUGUCGGAGGAAGUCCUCUUUCCACGCCACGCAGACGACGACAACCAGCCCCACACGCGCAGAGCCCUGCGCAGAUUGCAGCAGAACCUCGUCCGUUUUGCAAAGCACAUGAAGUUUGACACGGAGAGCCACUUUGGGUGCCUUGAAGCGGGGCUGGACACCACGUCCACCAACACCUGCCCGAUUCGGAAAGGCGGCUUUCGGCGAAUAUACGUUCGACUCAUGCUGGCCGACAUUGCGCACGAGGACGUGAACGUGGCGCUGGCGGCGACAGCCGAGCUGCAGGAACUUCUGUCCUACUGCAAGGAGAAUGGACUCCAGGACCCGGACAUGGGCUGCUACCUGCUGUACCACCUCGACACGUGCUUCAUGCGCACGCGGCACAAUGGACUUCGGGCGGUGUUGCUGUCCCUGAUGAAGCACGUGCUGCGGGAGUGGCGUGUGCGCGCGCUGCUGACGUCAACACACGAUGAGCGGAUUACGGAGGCGACAGCGCUCAUGUUUGACUCGCCCGUGCUGGACAGCGACGCCGACCCGCUGCAGGCCGAGAACGCCGUGCGCUCCGAGCUGUGGCGGCGCGUGGUGGAGGAGAAGGUGCGGCACAUUUCAGACAUGUACAUGGAGGGCACGUGGGUUGACCGCGGCAUGUAUGCGCUCGAGCUGCAAGACGCAGAGACAUUGCGCAAUGAACAGCUGUGCCACGUGCGCAUGCGCCGCACAGAACUCCACCAAGCCAGCACCGCCAUCAUCAGAUUGCGGUGUCUUGAUCCCGUGGACGAGAUUUGUCAUAAGCACUGGCGCCGCCUGACGCGGAUCAGAGAUGCUGCGCGGACGGCGCGGUUUGCGGCGACGCGGCGGUGGCGGACGAUUGUGGAGGCGCUGCUCAGUUUCCGCGGGUGUUUGGAUGACGGCCGCGAUCGCAGGGACAGGCUCACCAAGCACUGGAAGAUGGACCGGAGCGAGACUGCGAAUCGGCGGCGGAUGAAGCUGUCGCCACACCCGAACUUCAAGGACCACAUGGACGCCAGUCGCCUUCGCGACCAGCAGCAGGACGCCCUCACAGACUCGCAGCACUCCCUGCACCACGCUGUACGUGACAGCGUGUCCAAGCUGUCGCUGCGAAAUGGAAUCACGAGUGAGCGCGAGGAAAACCGGGCGAAAGAAAUGCCCGAUUUCGAGGAGCGGCAGGAACGGGAGGAGGCGCACAUCCUGCACGUGCGUGCAACGCUCAUCUACCUGAUGGACGCUGUGCAAGGGCGGCUGUCCAUCACGGCCCGCGACGUCGUGUUCCUCGCUGCUGAGGACGAUUCGUCCGCUUUCAAGAACAACCCGUGGAACGUCAACAGCGGAGGCGGCCGCGGUGGCGGCAGCGGCGGUCACGUGUCACUCACAUGUGAUGACUCACUGGGCGACUUCCACUUUUCGCUGACGGAUUUGCGGGCGAUUCACUUCCGCCGCUAUCAACUGCGCCCAACAGCCCUCGAGCUGUUCCUGGUUGACCACACGAGCUUCUUCCUUGACUUCCUGCCUGGCGACCGGGAGGCAGUGCACCGCGCGCUGGUGAGCAUGGGCCUGCCACAUCUCGUGUUUGGGCAGAAGGUGAUGGCACCGCCGGCGCUGCUGGAGGCGUCAAACAUGACCGAGCACUGGCGCAGGCGACAGGUCUCAAACUUCGACUACCUCAUGAUGCUCAACACCAUCGCAGGCCGCAGCUACAACGACCUCAACCAGUACCCCGUCAUGCCCAUCGUGCUCGCCGACUACACCUCCGACCGCCUCGACCUGGAUGACCCGGCCUCCUUUCGCGACCUCUCUAAACCCGUCGGCGCCAUCAACGCCGCUGCUGCUGAGCGGUCGCGUAUGGCGUUCGACACGUACGAGGACCCACAGGGUCUCAUGCCUGCGUUCCACUACGGUACACACUACUCCAACCCCGGCGCUGUGCUGCACUACCUCCUGCGCCUGGAGCCAUACACAUCCCUCCACAUCCACCUGCAGGGCGGCAAGUUCGAUUACGCCAAUCGCCAGUUCCACAGUAUGGCUGUAAUGUGGGACGGCAUUGCCAAAGGUCUUGGAGACGUGAAGGAGUUGAUCCCAGAGUUCUUUUUCCUGCCAGAAUUCCUCGUCAACAGCUCAAACUUCGACCUUGGUUGCCUGCAGUCUGGGGAGCGGCUGAACGAUGUGGUGCUGCCGCCGUGGGCCCGCGAUCCACACGAUUUCAUCAUGAAGCACCGACAGGCGCUGGAGUCCGAUUACGUGUCGGCGCACUUGCACGAGUGGAUUGACCUCAUCUUCGGGUACAAGCAGCGCGGGCCGGAGGCGGCCAAGGCACUCAACGUAUUCUACUACACGGCCUACGAGGACGCGCUGGACAUUGCGAAACACCUGUCGGAACAGGAGCGGAUUGCGCAAGAAGGGAUGAUCCGCGAGUUUGGGCAGGUGCCCUCGCAACUGUUCACAAAGCCCCACCCACAGCGGCUGACGGCAGACGAAGCAGCGCGCCAACGCCCAAGUGACGGUAUCUUUGCUGCCUGCUCGAUCCUCGAGGCAUUUGAUGACAUCAAGACAUUUAUCAUGUCGGCAGCGGUGGAGCACCCCAUCACCGCCCUCUUCCUCCCAGCAAUCACACGCACACGCACACGCGUGCGAGAUGUGGCGCGGUGUUUGCUGGCGCUCAACACGGGCGGGCACGUCGGCUGCCACGAGUGGAGCCCGGGUUCGCGUGACGGAACAAAACCCUUCAGCGUCGUGCGAGACGCCACGCCGCCCCGAUCGCAGCUGCUGGGGUCGCGCUAUCUACUGGAGCCGGCACACGUGCUCUCCUGCCGAAACGUCGUCGCCACACGCGAGUGCGACUUCAUGUUCACGGGCGGAUUCUGCGACAACAGCAUCCGCGUCUUCGACACGGCCACGCGGAAGUGUGUUGGCCUGGGCACCGCCCACCGCGGGCCUGUGACGUGCCUGGCCAUGGAUGUUGGUGGCAGUAUGCUGCUGAGCGGUUCGCGUGACCGCACGUGCGUGCUGUGGGACAUUGUGCAGUGGGAGGCGACAAGCGGGCGCAUGCAGCCCCAUCUCGUGCAGCGGCACAUCUACUUUGGUCACAGCAUGGACGUGUCUGCGGUGGCUGUCAGUGCGGAAUUUGACCUGGUGGUGAGCGCAUCGCUGGACGGAACGGUGAACCUGCACACUGUGCGCAAGGCCAUGUACAUCAAGACGCUCACACUUGACGCAGCGCUGCCCGCUGAACUCGGCACGCCAACAACGGCAACGUCGAUGCAAGAGAACGGUCACGCCGCAACAGCAGAGGACGGCGAUCAGGGCAAUGGUGGUGGUGGUGGUGGCGGUGAAGGCGAAACGUUCACGUCGCCAAUGUCCCCCGAAACCGCUCCCUUCGGCGACCACCACAACAACGAGGGUGGCGACAACAACAAUGGGACGAGUGGUGCUGGGGGUGCGGUGUCGCUGCUGCGGCAACACGGCCACGCUGCGCCGCGCAUCUUCGCCACGGCGGUGAGCUGCGAUGGGCGCGUUGCCGUCGGCUGCGCCUUCAGCCUGGAGGUGAACAGGAAGCGGCGGCGGUACUCCAUUGCGCUGUACAGCUGCAACGGCGAGCUGCUUGCCGUCACCACAGAGAUGCAGCACAUUGCGGCCAUGGCGUGGAUGGUGGACGGCUCCCAUCUCCUCGUCGGCGGACGCGGCGCUGAAGUCCUCUUCCUCGACGCCCUCACGUUGGAGCGCAAGCAGCGGCUGUCGAUUGGUGCGCCCGUGACGGCGCUCACGAUAUCCCCAGAUGACCGCUUUCUUGUUGUGGGUCUCAAGGAUGGACGCAUUGUUGUCGCCACGCCCGUUGUGCGGGAGGAGCUGAGGGCGACGCGCGCGUCGUCGAUUGGGGCGAAACCGGCGCUGCGGCUCAUCUCUCGCACACUCAACACGGCCAAGACAGCAGCGGCAGGGCUGAAGAAGAAAAACAAGCACAAGAAAGGAAGAGGGCAACGAGGGAAGAGAGGGUCGCAGGAAAGGGAAAGUGGUGUGGAAGCUGUGCAGGAGGAAGAAGAAGGAGUGGAGGAGGAGGAGGAAGAGGACUUAGUGGAGUUUGAAGAGGAUGAGGAGGAGGAGGAAGUGGAUGGAGAAGAAGAGGAAGAGGAAGUAAGUGGUGGUGUAGGUGUUCGAGAUAUCGUGGUGGUGGAGUCGAGGGGAAAAGGAAGCGAAGGCGAAGAGCAGCGUGAGCACCAUGUGCCGGCAUCAGACGUGUGAGGACAGAGAGGGAGGGAGAGGGAGGUGGUAGAGAGGGAGGUAGAUCGUUGGUUGUCUGUAAUGGAAUGGAAGUAAAACUCAGUCGAG